Durusdinium trenchii is the source of this 828-nucleotide messenger RNA. NCBI's taxonomy places the organism in Eukaryota, Dinophyceae, Suessiales, Symbiodiniaceae. The record is from the annotation of a GenBank genome assembly.
AUGACCGCAUGGGAAGUGAUCGACGGUCGAGGCAUAGCAGUCAUGGCAUUGCUUGGCUCCAGCAUUGUUGGUCGAUGUGGGAUUGUAUCGUGCGCUGGUGGGUCGGAGGAUCUUGAAGGCGUGGGGAGCGAGCAACUGCGGCAGAAGUGCCUCGAGCUGCAGGAGGCCGUGCGAAGCCUCUUGGAGGCCGAGGGCGCCAGCCAGAGCAGCUUCGAGCAGCUCAGGGAGAGCAAUGAUCAACUGGAAGAGGCACUGCAGGAGCUGCAGAAUCCCGGCCGCAGCUCGUUGCCCUCCUUCGUCCCCGACGCCGCGCUCCCCGGCGACCCCGUGCGCAUCGACGUGCUGCCGCCGGCGCGCGAGACCGACGGCCCGGCGCUGCUGCCGGGCGAGGCGCACGUGCGCGUGUCGCUGCCCUUGGUGGACAACGGAGAGGUCAUGUGGGGCUGCGACUUGACGCCGCUCUUCGAGGAGUCGGGCGAUCGCUUGAUGUUCUUCACCGCCUUCCUGCCGCUGGGCCUCCAACUCACCUCCGCUCCGCGGCCGUCGGAGCUGCCCGGCAGCGCGGAGCUGAUUCGGGUGGAGGCGGUGGAACCCAAAGGCGAGGCGGAGCUCCUCGGGAUCAGGAGCGGCGACGUGCUGCGCGCGGUGUCCUACGUGGGCGCAGGGCCUGAGCCGGGCUGGUUGGACAAGAUGCUGGGCGCCGAAGCGAUGCCCAUGAAGCAGGUCAUGAAAUGCGAUGGCCGCCCACUUGAGGAGGUCAUUGAAGCGCUUCAGUCCAAUAGCAAGAACCCCGACGGUCGCCUCGUGCUGCUGCUGGAACGACCCUGA